Molecule: messenger RNA, 936 nt
Organism: Entrophospora sp. SA101
Lineage: Eukaryota; Fungi; Glomeromycota; Glomeromycetes; Entrophosporales; Entrophosporaceae
Source: the annotation of a GenBank genome assembly
AUGCAAAAAUCCUCCCCACCUUUUCAAAAAUCAUACAAACGUCACAACAGCCAAAAGGCUGAAAUCCCUUAUCAACAACGUAUCAACAUGAAUAAGGUCAAUCCAUCCCAAUCAACAGGAUAUUCCUCUUCACGUAGAAUUAUCAGCCCGCCUCCUCAACUUAAAUUACCUUUUCCUCCUCGCAUAAUUCCUGAGGAUUUGAUCAACGAAAAAACCAUGAAACUACCAUCAAAGCCCCCUAAUUCCUUUUUCAUUUAUCGAAAAGCUUACACUAAAGAACUUGUAUCCCAAAAUCUUCGAUUUAAAAUGACAGAUGUUUCUCCUUGGGUUUCGAUUUCUUGGAAAUCGGAACCUGAAGAAGUUAAAACAAAAUAUAAAGAAAUAGCACGCGAAGUGAGAAAAAUUUAUAAAAAAACAAAACAAGAGACAGAGAAAGAAAAGUUAAUUUUAGAAUGUAAAAACAAGAAUUUUCAAGAAAUAGUGUCAAUGCUGCCAAUUCCGACACCGCCACUCAACGAUGUGACUUUACCUCAACAUUUGACCACAAAUUAUGAAAUACCAAACGACAAUAACAUCAAUUUCAUUGAUAAUCACCACCACCAUCAAAACCACAUUGAUCAAAGUUAUUUCAACACUCCUCCUUUGAACAUUUCUCCAUCAACUGAUAACGGCGAAUUUCCCCCACGAAACACUCAACAACAUCAACGUUUCCAACAAAAUGAUAGUAUCAGUAAUGAUGUUUGCCAAAAUUUUACAGUGAAUUUCUUUGAAAACCUAAAUAAUGAGUUAUCUUAUUCAGAGCCAACGAUAAUUUAUCCAAACAUUUUAAACGUUUGUGGCAUAUCAAAUUCGCUCGAUCCUUGUCAAUAUGUUUUAGAUGAAAAUCCAUGGGUUGAAAAUUUCAUGGAAUUUUGUGAUGACCAAUUCUAUAUUUAA